CCCGCCUCCGGGGCAAGUCCCCAGACCACUCCACGGGCGGCAGAGCGAGAACCCCUGCCCAGUUCGUAAGGAAACUGCCUUCUGAGGCGGGGAGCCAAAAAGGAUAGCUUUCAUUCAUUUCCUCUGAUGUCAUAUUGGAAAAGAUUAGGAUGCCCAAAGAUAUUUGACCUUCCAUAGGAAGAAGAUGUUAAAGAUUUUAAGCAACCAUCACAGUAAUGGAUCUUAGUCUGAAAAACAAGACUGAAUUAGAAAAUAGUGAAAAUAAAGAAAUUCAAAGCACAGACGAAACUGAAUUAAUCUGUACUUGUCCAGAUGAAAGAAGUGAAAAGAAUCAUGUUUGUUGUCUUCUCAAUAUCAGUGACAUUACACUUGAACAAGAUGAAGAAGCCAAAGAGUUUGUCAUUGGAACUGGAUGGGAAGAAGCAGUCCGAGGCUGGGGAAGGAUUUCUCCAACUGCUUGCAUCUGGCCCAGGAAGAAGCUUAAAAAGGCGAAGAUGGGAGAAAGUGCCAGCAGCUGCUUACUCUGUGUCAGCCUCUCCCGAGGGAGCCUGGAGGCCAGGCUUCAGUCGGAGGCGGGGAAGUUGGAGUCCGGGGCUUCAGCUCCGGCUGAGGCAGGGCCGGAGAAGGAUGGAGGCAGCCUCUCCCAGACUCUGGGGCCCCCGCCAGGCCCCGCCACUGCCUACCGGGAAGUUAACAGGAUCUGCUUUCCCACCUACAGUCAGGGAGAGAAAAAAAGUCUGCAAAUAAAAGAGUUUAUUUGGUGCCUGGAAGACAGGGCCACUCCCGGGGCCGUGAGGGGCAGCGACCCUGGAAGCCCCAGCGGAGGCGCUGACGGACGUGCCUCCGUAGCAGACUCCUUGACUUCCAAGGCCCUUUUAGUUCUACCUGCCCUGAAGGCUUCACCCCCAAAUGGCUUGGGUGUGCCAGGUAAGAAGAGUCAGAACUUUUUCUUGCAGCUGGAAGAGAAGGGGCCGAGCGGGGCGAAGGAUGAGCGAGUGGCUUGUGCAUAUGGCAUGAAAACAGUUGACGGGACAGGUGAAAAGAGGCCCAUCGAGCUGGCCAAGCCCCACAAGGUGAAGGAAACGCAGCCUUUCCCCACGCCGGUGGCCCGGACAUCCCUGCUGGGCGGCCCCGAGCCCUGCUGCCUGCCCUGGUCCCUCCUGCCUGAAAAACACCUGGUGUGCCCUCCCCACCACAACAGUGUUGGCUAUCUCGCCACCCUGCAGCUUGCGCAGAAACAAGGAGCGCAGACCUACAAAGCCAACUUCAAAGCCAGGGAGCCGAGACCGCCCGUGAAAACCCCACGGCGCAUUCUCACAGCGGCCAAGCCGGCAAACAGGCCCCAAACGCUGGAGACCAAGGUGUUCUCACGACCUCUCUUGCCAUCCCUCACGGUGAGCAGAGUUGUUGCGGCUGUUCCCACUCACAGCCUCCUCUGAGUUGCCGCGAUAGAAUUCCCUGGGAAUAAGCACCGUCUGAAAGCUGUCCAUCUUCUCUUCCCUCUCUCCCUCCUGCCGCCACCCCAAUCUCUUCCUCCUCCUCCUCCUCCUCCUCGGUCCCAGAUUUCAUAUAUUAUAGCCUCAUGCUAGUCUCUGGGAAGUUGUUCUUACCAUUCUUCAAAAUUCGUCUUGGGAGGCAGCUUCAGAAUAAUUAUUAUUUUUUUAAAUGUCACUGUGUUUAUUGUCAGAACACAUGCUUCCUCCAGUCUUACCUUAUAACUACUAUUUGGGAACAACUCGACAACCCCAAACAGACAAGUAUGGAAUGGGGCUGUGACUUUCUUCCUUCUUCCACUUCUCUCUCCCCUCAUUUUACCCGAGUGCGUAUUUCCAGAAGUUGUACAUAAAUUCAACUUUUGUAAAUGAGUUAUAUUUUAAAUGUGAAGUGCAAUGCUAUGUAGAGAAAUGCUCUGAAAACCAUUUUGUAAUAUGCACAACCAUUUAGCUGCUCUGUAAUUACACAGUUGGCAUGUGCUUAAGGUAGGUUGUACUUGAACUCUAGGCUUUCCAUCUCCUAAAUGAUGGGCAGACAGAAUAUAUGACUGUAUUUGUAAACAUCUGCUUUCCACAACUGGCCUUUAUGAUGUCUUGUCUAAGUUUAUGUUUUUUGGUUUUGUUUUGUUGGUUUAUCUUUACAAAACACCAGAAAUGCAGGAGUGACUAUAGUACAACCGUCAUUGAAAGGCGUAUUUUGCCUUUUGAGGUCAUACACUUUAUAGUCUAGAAGCAGUUAACAGGUUCUACUCAUUCUUUCUUCUCUGAAUGAAGAAACCAUCUGGAUUCAUCCCCGAGAAGAGGCCCUGAUUUCCCACUGUGUCUGGACAGUGGGGGUUUUGGACCCAGUACUGUUUGAGGACCCUCCAGCUCUGGCAGCCUGCCCACCUAAGUCAGUGGUUUUUCAA
This is a messenger RNA of Kogia breviceps (pygmy sperm whale), 2401 nucleotides long. The record is from RefSeq and is a predicted model, not a curated record. NCBI's taxonomy places the organism in Eukaryota, Metazoa, Chordata, Mammalia, Artiodactyla, Physeteridae.